Messenger RNA from Camelina sativa (false flax), 884 nucleotides. RefSeq names its product actin-depolymerizing factor 1. Lineage: Eukaryota; Viridiplantae; Streptophyta; Magnoliopsida; Brassicales; Brassicaceae. Gene Ontology annotation, molecular function: actin binding. Gene Ontology annotation, biological process: actin filament depolymerization. The record is from RefSeq and is a predicted model, not a curated record. Gene Ontology annotation, cellular component: actin cytoskeleton.
UCCGAAUAAAAAUUGAAGAAAGGAAGAGAGAAAAGAAAUUGACAAGAAAAGAAAAGAAAAAAAAGGUGACCGUAUUCUCUCUGUCGAUUCAAGCCGCCUGAAGAAAAAAUAUCUUCUUCUUUCUUCACCCCUUCUUGUUUAAGCACGAAUUUGCUUUGAUACUAGUGUUGUUUCCAGCCAUGGCGAAUGCGGCAUCUGGAAUGGCUGUGCAUGACGAUUGCAAGCUGAGAUUUAUGGAACUGAAGGCGAAAAGGACACACCGAUUCAUUGUUUACAAGAUCGAGGAGAAGCUGAAGCAAGUGGUUGUUGAGAAAGUCGGUGAGCCUAUCCAAACCUAUGAUGACUUUGCAGCCAGCCUCCCAGCUGAUGAAUGUCGUUACGCCAUUUACGAUUUCGACUUUGUCACUGCUGAGAAUUGCCAGAAGAGCAAGAUCUUCUUCAUCGCCUGGUGUCCUGACAUAGCCAAGGUCAGAAGCAAGAUGAUCUACGCGAGCUCGAAAGACAGGUUCAAGAGGGAACUAGAUGGAAUUCAAAUAGAGCUUCAGGCAGCUGAUCCAACCGAGAUGGAUCUCGAUGUUUUCAGAAGCCGUGCCAACUAAAAAAAGUAAACCCCAAAGUUUAUUAUUAUCCCCUUGAAAGAUCUAUAUUCUCUUAUUCUGUGUUGUUUCCGAGUGAUGUUACCCCCUUUUGCAUUAUACAUUUUUAACUGUGAAGAAGGUAUGAACCUAAACUUCCAUUUAAAUCGGUGUUGUUUUCGUCUUGUGUUCGAUGUUGUCUUUGGUUCAAAAUGGUGUGUGUGUAAGGACCCAAAUCUUCUAUUGAAGAUGAAACAUUGAAACCUUUUUGGUUAUCAUUUAUAAAAGAAAAUGUAUGAAACAACUGUC